CUUUAAGGAUAAUAAAUAUAUCUAUAUAUUGAAAGAAGCGCUCAAUAAAUUUUACGGACAAUAAGUUCACGCCUCCGUCUCAAUUGUCGUUCUGUACGUUUCCGUCCCAAUGCAGAAAAUGCCCUCGCAAAUUUUAAACGAUGGCAGUGGGUCUGGCAGCUUGAACAAUGCGGCUUCAUUGCUGGGCGCUUCCCCAAAUGCCAUUACAGUGAAGACUGCCUACAAUGGUCAAGUGAUCAUAACGACCAUAGACAAGAACAUUACCUACGAGGAUCUAUGCUAUGAGAUACGCAAUAUUUGUCGCUUUCCCAUCGAUCAGCCUUUUACCAUCAAGUGGGUCGAUGAGGAGAAUGACCCGUGCACCAUAUCAACGGACAUGGAACUGAAUGAAGCCAUACGAUUAUACGAGAUGAAUUACGAUUCCCAGCUAGUUAUACAUGGUAAGUGAAACAGUUUUGCUUAU
Molecule: messenger RNA, 463 nt
Organism: Drosophila navojoa
Lineage: Eukaryota; Metazoa; Arthropoda; Insecta; Diptera; Drosophilidae
Gene: aPKC
Product: protein kinase C iota type
Biological process (GO): establishment or maintenance of cell polarity; protein phosphorylation
Molecular function (GO): ATP binding; diacylglycerol-dependent serine/threonine kinase activity; protein binding
Source: RefSeq, a predicted model, not a curated record